Messenger RNA from Brettanomyces nanus, 603 nucleotides. It is a transcript of the gene RPS8A, whose product is annotated as ribosomal protein S8A. NCBI's taxonomy places the organism in Eukaryota, Fungi, Ascomycota, Pichiomycetes, Pichiales, Pichiaceae. Gene Ontology annotation, molecular function: structural constituent of ribosome. Bases 1 to 603 code for a protein of 200 amino acids. The transcript has a single exon. The record is from RefSeq and is a predicted model, not a curated record. Gene Ontology annotation, cellular component: cytosolic small ribosomal subunit; ribosome. Gene Ontology annotation, biological process: translation; maturation of SSU-rRNA from tricistronic rRNA transcript (SSU-rRNA, 5.8S rRNA, LSU-rRNA).
AUGGGUAUUUCACGUGAUUCUCGUCACAAGAGAUCAGCAACUGGUGCCAAGAGAGCUCAGUACAGAAAGAAGAGAAAGUUUGAGUUAGGAAGACAGCCAGCCAGUACCAAGAUUGGUACCAAAAGAAUUCAUGCUGUUAGAGUUAGAGGUGGCCACCUUAAGUUCAGAGCUUUGAGACUUGAGAGCGGUAACUUCUCAUGGCCUUCCGAGGGUGUUUCUAGAAAGACGAGAAUCAAUGCCGUCGUCUACCAUCCAUCUAACAACGAGUUGGUCAGAACCAACACUUUGACCAAAUCAUCUGUUGUGCAAAUCGAUGCUACUCCAUUUAAGCAGUACUACGAAUCUCACUACGGUUUGGUUAUGGGUAAGAAGGGCACGGCCGUCGUUGAUGAGGAAACAAAGAAAUCUAAGCAUUUGCAGAAGAAGCUUGCUGCUAGAGCCAAGGACGCUAAACUCGAAUCUGCUGUUUCUUCCCAGUUUGGUUCUGGUAGAUUGUAUGCCGUUGUUUCAUCCAGACCAGGCCAAUCCGGUAGAUGUGAUGGUUACGUCUUGGAGGGUGAUGAGUUGGCCUUCUACUUGAGAAGAUUGACUGCCAAGAAAUAA